Dacryopinax primogenitus is the source of this 1587-nucleotide messenger RNA. RefSeq lists its product as uncharacterized. The record is from RefSeq and is a predicted model, not a curated record. Bases 262 to 1482 code for a protein of 406 amino acids. Lineage: Eukaryota; Fungi; Basidiomycota; Dacrymycetes; Dacrymycetales; Dacrymycetaceae. The transcript is spliced from 2 exons.
CGUUCUCAGACUCCAAUGGUCAUUCGGCAGCCUGCGUCCCCCCUCGAAGGACGCCAUCCUUCUAGCGACAAGGACGAUUCAGCAUUGGAUGGGACACGCGAAUUUCUCAAUCGCUUGUCCAUCAAACCAUGGUUCGGUCGAGGGAGUAGCCAUCAAGCAGCCAGAAGCGUUAGCUGGAGAGGCAGAGAGCGAGAAAGGAGAAGGAGUCCAGUACCGCCAAUCCACUGGCUCCCAGAUGAGCUGUUACUCAGUAUCCUGGCGAUGAAUGCCGUGGAAGAUCCAGAUUACGGAAUUCUCGCAAGCCACAUCGAUCAACGAGUGCGCAGUGUUGUUCUCAGUUAUCCCUUCUUGUGGACGAAUAUCCAGUUGGAAGGCCCUUUGUCACAAGCCAAAGCAAGGGCCUUUUUACAGCGCUCGCAAAACCUUCCGGUCGACAUUUAUCUGCGUUAUUUCUCCCAAAAAGACGCGGAUGUCCUAUUGUAUGUCGCGCAGAUCAACGAGUUCCGCAGGCUGUUCAAGGAGAUUGCUGCGGCUUCGAAUCGAUGGCGGACAUUGUCCUUCGAUAUACGUGAUUACGACAUCAUGACGUACGCUGCGCGGGCGAUUCCGCACCCACUGCCGUUGCUCGAGAAGAUCAUCCUCCGAUGUCGGACUGCACCGCAUACGCCAACCGAGGAACAUGUAUUCACCCUGUUCCCCGAAGGACAACCGCCCAAGCUGAAGCACAUCGAUUUCGAUGCCGUCAACGCAAGAUGGGAUCGUCCGUUUGUUCAAGGUCUUGAAACAAUGCGAAUAGUUCGAUCGGUCCAGUGCGUGCCAGAGACGGUUGAGCAGUUGUGUGCUAGCCUCCGCGUAUCUCCUGGGUUGAAACGUCUGCAGUUGGAGAGCUUGAACAGUGUCACGUCUGGUGACACGAUAAGACAUGUUCCACUGGAAGAACUGGACAUAUUGAUUUUCUGGAAAGUCAAUCCAGACGUGGUGGGUAGAAUGUUAGAGUACAUUCAGUGCCCAAACCUGCGCGUGCUCGAAAUCCAGUUGACAAGCUCGCGUCGGAACAUGCCAAUUAUCGAAGCGCUUGGAACAUCGAUGAUCCCAUUGACGAACCUGCACAUGCUGGGCUUGGGAGGAUGCGACUACCCGCCAGAUAUCAUAUACACGGUCUUGAGGAGGCUAUCCACAUUGAAGGCAAUCCGCGUCAUCGGAGGCUCGCUUCCACAUGCACUUCUCCAUGGAUUGUCUGGAAAGCUCGACUUCGACGGGACCGGUAAUAUGACAGAAUGGAUCUGUCCGCAGCUCGAGAGCCUCCAGAUCAAGAAUGCGACGAAUAUUACGGAUAACGACGUGUGCAAAACGGUCGCCAGAAGAUACAAAAACAGACAGACACAACGAAUCAGGAGUGUAUGGCUGGGUGGAUGUCCACACAUCACCGACGAGAUUGAGCGGAAGUUGGAGCACUACAAGACGAGUGUGCAGCUGGCGUAAGGGGAAUCGGAACGGAGAACAUGUAUUCAAACAGGCGAUUUCCGUUGAUCAUGUUGGCUUUGUCGCUCUUGUUAUCUGAACAUCAUGUACCCAUGUAGCACUAAU